AUAUUUCAAGGAUAGAAUAUUUCUCUGAAAGUCAUUGUCAAAGCUAAAUGUAAUUUGAAGAGACAUUUUUUUUUCCAUUUCACUGAAAAGCAAAUUAUUCUUAUACCAUAAGUUGAAGUGACAAUAUAUAUGUUAUAUUAAAACGGAGAAUUAAUUUUCAUUUUUAUUGUCAAAAAAAAAAAAAAAUUUAUCCAAUAAAAAUAUGAAUGAAAUUUUCGACAAUGGGAAUUCACAAAGAAAAAAACAUUAUUUACGUCAAUUUCUUUCAAUUUUGACAGGUUACAUCUUAUUAAUAGAUGUUGGUGCACAACUUUCUUGGUCAUCGCCAGCACUACCAUAUUUGACGAAUAAAAAAAUUUCCAAAAUUCCAAUAACAGAUGAUCAAGGUGCAUGGAUUGCUUCAAUUGUAUCACUCGCUGGUAUCGCUGGUUAUGUGGUUAAUCCACUUCUAAUGGAUCGAAUAGGACGUAGAUUUACCCUUUUUCUAUUUGCAAUAGCACAUCUUAUUUCUUGGAUAUUAAUUAAUUUUGCCAAUAAUUAUCAUUUUUUAUUAGCAGCAAGAUUUUUUGCUGGCUUUAGUUUUGGUGGUAGCUAUAGUUUUCUUCCACCCUAUAUUGGUGAAAUAACUGAAAAAAAUUUACGUGGUAUGUUUAUUGUUUGUAGUGGCGUUUGUAUGAAUCUUGGUAAUUUUCUCAUUAAUUUACUUGGUGCAUUUCUCAAUUAUGAAACAAUGAAUUUGGUAAUGAUUUCAUUGCCAAUUAUUGCAAUAUGUUUCUUUCCAUUUAUGUUGGAAACACCCUAUUAUUAUUUAAUGAAAAAUCGUGAAGCCGACGCAAUUAGAAUACUUGUAAAAUUAUAUAAAACAGAAAAUGUCAUGAUUGACAUUAAAAGAAUGCGCGAUGCAAUGGAAAAUAAAAAUAAAAGUGUAAAUAGUUUUUUUCUAUUAUUAAAUGAACGUGGUAGUCGAAAUGCACUUAUUAUUAUUAUUUUGGCAAAUUUAACAUUAGCAUUUAGUGGUUUAGUUGCGAUACAAACAUAUGCUCAAUCAAUUUUUCAACAAAGUGGCUCAACAUUAGAUGCAAAAUAUGCGGCAAUGAUAAUUGCUAGUGUACAAAUAUUUUCACGAUUACCAUCAGCUCAAUUAAUUGAUAAAUGGGGUAGAAGACCGGUUUAUUUAUUUUCUGGUAUAACAUCAGGAUUAUUUUUAUCAUUGGUGGCAUUAUAUUUUUUUCUAAAAGAUUAUCUUAUAAUUGAUGUUGAAUUUAUAAAUUGGCUACCAUUGGCUGGCUUAAUUUUAUAUCAGUUUAUGAAUAAUGCUGGUAUUUAUACAUUACCAAAUGUUUUUAGUGGUGAACUUUUUUCAGUUAAUGUAAAAGGCGCUGCUAUAAUGAUCGCGUCAAUUGUUAUGGCAAUUUCUUUUUUUAUUACAAAAAUGAUGAUACCCCUGUUGAAUAAUUCAUUGGGUAUUUAUACGACAUUUUGGAUAUUUUCCAUUGUCUGUUUUAUUGGACCAAUUAUUAUUGUUUUCAUUACACCCGAGACUAAGGGUAAAAAUUUGGAGGAAGUUUUAGAAUUAAUGAGCAAAAGAUGAUGUAUAUAAAAUUUUUUUUAACUUUCGAAUGUGGUUUUUGGAAGCAUGAAUGUUUUUUUUUUUUUUUUGGGAAAAAUUUUAUUUAAUUUUAUAAAAAAAAGUAUUAUUAAUUCUUCUCUAGAAUUAAAAGAAAGAAAUAAAAAAUUAUUGUAAAUUUAGUCAUUUUCAGAAUUCAGAAUAGAAAUGACUGAAUUUUUAUUAUUUUUAAUUAAAAAAAUGCAAUUUUAUAAAAUUUUUUAGGAAAGAUUAUUUGUAUUUUAGAAAAUUAGUUUUCUUUUUAUACUCAUUAAUAUUGUACAAAGAUUAUGUUUUGAUACGUUUUGUAGAAAAAAAAAUAAAUAUAAUUUAAUUUUAAA
This is a messenger RNA of Leptopilina boulardi, 1947 nucleotides long. RefSeq names its product facilitated trehalose transporter Tret1-2 homolog. Gene Ontology annotation, biological process: transmembrane transport. The coding region runs from base 203 to 1591 and encodes 462 amino acids. The record is from RefSeq and is a predicted model, not a curated record. NCBI's taxonomy places the organism in Eukaryota, Metazoa, Arthropoda, Insecta, Hymenoptera, Figitidae. The transcript has 2 exons. Gene Ontology annotation, cellular component: membrane. Gene Ontology annotation, molecular function: transmembrane transporter activity.